Messenger RNA from Caenorhabditis sp. 36 PRJEB53466, 288 nucleotides. NCBI's taxonomy places the organism in Eukaryota, Metazoa, Nematoda, Chromadorea, Rhabditida, Rhabditidae. The record is from the annotation of a GenBank genome assembly.
AUGUCCGGAGUAACGGCGCACUCGCAAGUGCAGCAAUUCGAAGACGAUGAGAUGAACGAGAUAAAAAAGACGGGAACUUCGUGUGAUAGACUGCGGAUGGCGUUGAAAAAGUGCAUCAAGAACUCUCAUUGCGUCCAAAUCGACGCCCGGUCGGCGAAGGAAUGCAUCGAUGCCCACGACGGAACGGUGCCGAACAAGUGCUUCGCCAUUCUUCAGAACUUCACCGACUGCAAACGAUCUUUGGUUGAUAUGAGAUCGAGGUUCCGUGGAAGAAAGGGUGAUCUUUAA